AUGAAAAAUGUGCAUAAUUUUGCUGGUUGUGGUGUUUUGAUUCAAGCCUGGGGAUGGUCCAGAAUGCCGAGACUGUCGCCUCUCAACCCCAAUCCAUACCACUUUCCAUACGCAACCAAGUGGUCCGCAUAUGGGAUGAAUUACGAAAAAAAUCUGCAUCACUGUGCUCCUGGGUAUCGGACGUUCUUCGAUCAUUUUGAGGAAGACGAUUUUCUACGGAGACCCUAUCUUGAACUUGAAGAUGAGGAUCCAACUGAAAGCGAUAUGUGGAGUUCUACAACAUUCAUAUUUUCUUUCACUUAUGUGGAAAUGCAUCAUUCAGAUAGGGUGAAACUCCAAUUCGGAAUUAAACAAGACAUUCUUGGUCCACCUACAUGCAUGGAGAGGUACCACAAGAGUACAGCGAACGACCAAUGGAAAUUCGAUGAUUGGAGAGACCAUAACAGACAAGAACGACAUCACUGGAUAAAUCGUCGUCGCACUGUUCUACGAGGAAAUGUCAUGGAUACCGAAUGUAAACCCAGUAGGGAAUACAUGACUUGGUAUAGAUCCGUGACCAAUUUGUAUCUAUCACAAAAUAGAUACUUAUGGGACCCUCGAAACCAACCAACUCCUUCAAACUUCCAAAACAUCCCCUCCAUGACUUGUAACACCCAACCAUACAUAUUUAACACCCCACAACAGAUAUUUAACACCCAAUAA
Messenger RNA from Lathyrus sativus (Indian pea), 702 nucleotides. Lineage: Eukaryota; Viridiplantae; Streptophyta; Magnoliopsida; Fabales; Fabaceae. The record is from the annotation of a GenBank genome assembly.